Pieris napi is the source of this 1201-nucleotide messenger RNA. RefSeq lists its product as uncharacterized. NCBI's taxonomy places the organism in Eukaryota, Metazoa, Arthropoda, Insecta, Lepidoptera, Pieridae. The transcript is spliced from 3 exons. The coding region runs from base 38 to 1192 and encodes 384 amino acids. The record is from RefSeq and is a predicted model, not a curated record.
AUUUAAUCUGGAACAAAAUGACGCAAUCUCAAGGAAUAUGCAGUAUUUUGAUCAAAACAAUUUCAAAACCCACAAAGGUUCUAAAGCGCUCCCUUCCAGUAACAAAUUUAAAAGAAAUAAUGGACAAAAACCUCGAAGACUAAAUCCAAAUGGAUUUUACGGAAACCCUUAUCAAAACAAUAAUAUUCAGAACUACAACACAGGACACUUUUAUGAACGACCAUCAUUUGCCACAGAAGCCCUAUCACGAGUGACCGAAGCCCUAACAUCGAUAGCCCUGUACGACGACUUCCAAUGUGUGCCGCGGUUGUUAUGUGAAGCGGCUGGAGGCGGCUUAGGCAGUUCCAAUGUUUUGCAAACUGUGACUGGAUUACAGCCACUUAUGACAUUACUCUCAGCCUACAGUGGUAUUAGUUCAAACCCUCUGUUCGUUUUCGGUAGAGCGGUCCUCUUAGGAAUGUCCUCAAAGGAAAAUCCUGCGUCCUGCCGGUAUGGGUAUCCUCUUUGCCCCACGGAUCCUGAACAACUGGUCCAUUAUCUGAACAACCAUAAUGGGGGUUUUUUUCGAUUCUUCAAUGCACCCCAAAAGGGACAAAACAUUCAACAAUUCUACAAUCAUUUGCAAGGGAAUGCUCAAAAUGGUAAUUAUGGGCCAUAUCAACCAAAUCAUCCAGAAACUGGAUUUAAUCCACAUCAGCAGAAUAUUGGUCCCCAAAAUCAAGGCUAUGGUUUUCAAAGACCAUACGAACAGUACCAACAAAACUAUGGAUUAGCGUUCCCUUACGGAGAGAAUUUCAGAAUACAGAAACGUAUUCAGAAUAAUCCAAACGCUAAUAAUGCUUAUAAUACUGAUAUCUACUCCAAAUGGAUAUUUCCAGACAAUAUUGAUGAUAUUGAUAACGAAAAUGUAGAAAAUGAUAAUAGAAGAGGAAAGGAAUUAAAGUUUCCUGAAAAUUCAAAUUAUGUUUCGACGGAAAAUCAUGAAACAAGCUUCACGUUCCCAAAUACUAACAGAGGUGUUGAGUAUAUUAAUUAUAAUAAUGAUGAAUUGUAUAGAAAGUAUAUUGAUUAUAAAGUUAACUAUGAGAAUAAUGAUAAAUAUAAUGAUUUUGUAACUGUGUACGUUGUCAGGGGUAAUGGAGAUCCGAACAAACCAGAAAUUGUUAAAUUGAGACCAGGACAAUCUUUAUAGCUUUAACCA